This is a messenger RNA of Manis javanica (Malayan pangolin), 3686 nucleotides long. RefSeq names its product RecQ like helicase 5 (gene RECQL5). NCBI's taxonomy places the organism in Eukaryota, Metazoa, Chordata, Mammalia, Pholidota, Manidae. Gene Ontology annotation, cellular component: cytoplasm; nucleus; chromosome. Gene Ontology annotation, biological process: regulation of DNA-templated transcription; double-strand break repair via homologous recombination. Gene Ontology annotation, molecular function: ATP binding; nucleic acid binding; four-way junction helicase activity. The record is from RefSeq and is a predicted model, not a curated record.
GCGACGGAUUGUGUGGGUUUACGUGACUGGAUUUCCAGCCCUUGUCUUCUCAAGAGUUGGGGUUGGCGUAUGGAGGUCAUCUAGUAGUUCCCCAGCCGGCAGGCAGCAGCGGUCCGGGAAGAGCCCUUCGUUCCUGGGCGAACCAAGGACGGCUUUGUGUCUGUCGCCAAAAUGAGCACUCACCCUUCUCCUUUUGACCCUGAACGUCGAGUCCGGAGCAUGUUGAAGAAGGUCUUUGGGUUUGACUCUUUUAAGACGCCUCUACAGGAGAGUGCAACUAUGGCUGUGGUGAGAGGUAACAAGGAUGUCUUUGUGUGCAUGCCCACAGGGGCAGGAAAAUCCCUCUGCUAUCAGCUCCCUGCUCUGAUGGCCAAAGGCAUCACCAUUGUAGUCUCUCCACUCAUUGCUUUAAUUCAGGACCAAGUGGACCACUUGCUGGCCCUGAAGGUACAAGUGAGUUCCCUGAACUCGAAGCUCUCAGUACAGGAGAAGAAGGACCUGCUCUCUGACCUGGAGCAAGAAAAGCCCCGGACCAAACUUCUGUACAUCACACCAGAAAUGGCAGCUUCAGCUUCCUUCCAGCCCACCUUGAACUCCCUGGUGUCCCGCCACCUGCUCUCCUACCUGGUGGUAGAUGAAGCUCAUUGUGUUUCCCAGUGGGGGCACGACUUCCGGCCUGAUUACUUGCGUCUGGGUACCCUGCGCUCCCGCCUGGCACAUGCCCCGUGUGUGGCUCUGACCGCCACAGCCACCUUGCAGGUCCAGGAGGAUGUGUUCGCUGCCCUGCACCUAAAGCAGCCAGUUGCCACCUUUAAGACUCCCUGCUUCAGGGCCAACCUCUUCUAUGAUGUGCAGUUCAAGGAACUUCUUUCUGAUCCCUUUGGGGACCUGAGCGACUUCUGCCGUAAGGCCCUUGGACAGAAGGCCGACAAAGGGUUGUCUGGCUGCGGCAUUGUCUACUGCAGGACCAGAGAGGCUUGUGAACAGCUGGCGAUAGAGCUCAGUUACAGGGGGGUGAGCGCCAAGGCUUACCAUGCAGGGCUGAAGGCUUCUGAAAGAACACUGGUGCAGAACGAGUGGAUGGAGGAGAAGGUCCGUGUAAUUGUUGCAACUGUUAGUUUUGGGAUGGGAGUGGACAAAGCCAACGUCAGGUUUGUCGCCCACUGGAAUAUUGCCAAGUCUAUGGCUGGGUACUACCAAGAGUCUGGCCGGGCGGGCAGGGAUGGGGAGCCCUCCUGGUGCCGCCUCUACUACUCCAGAAAUGACCGGGACCAAGUCAGCUUCCUGAUCAGGAAGGAAGUUGCAAAACUCCAGGAAAAGAGAGGGAACAAAGCAUCUGCUAAAGCAGCUGUGCUGGCCUUUGAGGCUCUGGUGACCUUCUGUGAAGAACUGGGGUGCCGCCAUGCUGCCAUUGCGAAGUACUUUGGGGAUGCGCCCCCCACCUGCACCAAAGGCUGUGACCACUGCCAGAACCCAGCGGCCGUGCGGAAGCAGCUGGACACCUUGGAGCACGAAAGCAGCUGGAGCAGGACCUGCAUUAGGCCCUCCCAGGGGAACGGCUUUGACCCUGAGCUGUAUGAGGGAGGCCGCAGGGGCUAUGGGGGCUUCAGCAGGUACGACGAAGGUUCUGGUGGCAGCGGGGACGAGGGCAGAGACGAGGCCCACAAGCGGGAGUGGAAUCUCUUCUACCAGAAGCAGAUGAGUCUACGCAAGGGCAAAGAACCCAAGAUAGAAGAAUUUGUACCCCCAGAUGAGGACUGUCCCCUGAAAGAAGCUUCUAGCAGGAAGAUCCCCAGGCUCACUGUGAAGGCCCGUGAGCACUGCCUAGGGCUUCUGGAAGAGGCUCUGAGCGGUAACCAUCAGGCCACGGGUACCACCGACGGACCUGCCCUCCAGGCCAAGGCUGUGGAGCUGGAACACGAGAUGUUCCGAAACGCCAAGGCGGCCAACCUGUACAAGGCCGGCGUGCUGAAGAAGGUGGCUGAGAUUCACAGAGCGUCCAAGGAUGGGCAGCUGUAUGAAGGGGCGUACGGUGCCAAGAGCUGCAGCCCCCAGGCCCAGCCCCCAGAGCCCACAGAGUACGACAUCCGGCCAGCCUCCCAGGUGUACUCGCUCAAACCCAAGCGAGUGGGAGCUGGUUUCUCCAAAGGCUCCAGCCCAUUCCAGACGGCCACUGAGCUCAUGGAGAAGAUGGGGACUGAGGAGCAAGCCCCACAGCCUGUAUGGGCAGGCGAGCAGAAGCUCCCCAACCAGCCCUGUGGCCUCCAGGGCGAGGACAGGGGUGAGCCCCUGCCUGGGCCCAGAGGAGAGGCCCCUGGAAGCAGUGCUCACUGUGGGGUGUCCUCCCCUGAGGAGAAGGCAAAAGGUCCCUCUAGGGGAAGCCCCGUUGCCCAGGCCCGGGCCAAGAAGCAGCAGCAGCUCCUGGCCGCAGCGGCCCUCAAGGAUUCUCAGAGCAUCGCCCGCUUCUUCUGCCGAGGGGCUGAGCGCCCGCCUCCCCGCCUGUCAGCUGCCACAGAAAAGCACACGGGAGAGGUGGAUGUGUCCCUGGAUUCUUCGGCGGCUCCCCCUCAGACUGAGAAGUGCUCCAGGGAGGGGCUGAGGGCCUGCUCACUCCAAGACCAGGGGACCCCUGAGGGUCAGCCUACCCCCACAGAGGAGACACGGCAGGGCAAGCGACCCAGGCCCCCGCAGGAGAACCCCGAGAGCUGCGCGCAGAAGAGGCCUUGCUCUUCAGCCGAUGUCUCCAUCUUAGUCAAGGCCAAAGACAGUAGUAUCUCAGCCGGUGAUCAGGGCACCUGGGAACCCAUGGCUCAGAGCUCCUGCCAGCUCCCAGCUCCUGGCGUCUCCCUGAAGGAGGCUGCAAAUGUUGUGGUCAAGUGCCUGACCCCUUUCUAUAAGGAGGGCAGGUUUGCCUCCAAGGAAUUGUUCAAAGCCUUUGCCCGCCACCUCUCGCACUCCCUGACUCAGAAGAGCUCUCCUGGUGGGAGUGUGAAGGAAGAGGCCCAGAAUCUCAUCAAGCAGUUUUUCCAUGGCCGGGCUCGGUGCGAGAGUGAAGCUGACUGGCAUGGGCUGUGUGACCCCCAGAGGUGACGACUGCCACCCACCGGGGCCGCCAUCCUCCCUGGACUCUGCCGUGGGCCCCCCUGGGCCUUGCCCUGGCAUGGGGAAGGUGGACAGGCCUGCUGCCACCAGGCAUCAGCUUUUCUCAGGUCUUCACCCUGCCGGCCACACCUUGCUUUAGAGAUGGCUCUGGAUGCCUCCCAGAUCAAGGUCAGAGGCCAGAGGCCAGCCUGUCUUUCUCCUCCUUGCAAGGCCUGAGGUCUUCCUUCUCCUAGCCUCCCUGCCUCUCCUGGGCCUCAUGGCUGGGUUUUCUGGGCCAGGUCCCCAGAUUAGGAGGUGGCAGCAAGAAGGAACAGUCCCUCCACCUCUUGUACUUAACUAGCUGUAAACUGGGGGCGAGGCCUGCAUGUCCAAGGCACUGGGGUCUCUUCAGGAAUAGCCCCGCCAACCUUGGGUCUCCCGCCCACUACCCCUGUCCUUGUGAUGCCAGCCUUCAGCCUGGCCCACAUGCAGAGCUCGUGGGAAGGGGGGCAGCAGCCAGGUCCUGCUCCCUGCUCGGCUCCUGUAAGAAAGCCAGGCUGGAUGGAGACAUUUAUCAGAGGAAUAAAGCCCUGUUUGUACUGACA